Dipodomys ordii (Ord's kangaroo rat) is the source of this 1646-nucleotide messenger RNA. It is a transcript of the gene Lrrc17, whose product is annotated as leucine rich repeat containing 17. Bases 1 to 1326 code for a protein of 441 amino acids. The transcript has 3 exons. Gene Ontology annotation, molecular function: protein binding. Lineage: Eukaryota; Metazoa; Chordata; Mammalia; Rodentia; Heteromyidae. The record is from RefSeq and is a predicted model, not a curated record.
AUGCGCGUGGUUGCCAUAGUAAUAUUACUCUGCUUUUGCAAAGCUGCUGAGCUACGCAAGGCCAGCCCUGCUGGUUUGAGAAAUCGAAUAAAUCACAGCCGGGCAGGUGGGGGCUGGAGAGGCUCCAACCCAGUCAAACGCUAUGCACCAGGCCUUCCCUGUGAUGUAUACAUGUACCUCCAUGAGAAAUACUUAGAUUGUCAAGAGAGAAAAUUAGUUUAUGUGUUACCUGAUUGGCCUCAAGAUUUGCUGCACAUGUUGUUGGCAAGAAACAGGAUCCGAGUGUUAAAAAACAACAUGUUUGCCAAGUUUAAAAAGCUGAAAAGUCUAGAUCUGCAACAGAACGAGAUCUCCAAAAUUGAGAGCGACGCAUUCUUUGGUUUAAACAAACUCACGACCCUUUUGCUGCAGCACAACCAGAUCAAAGUCUUGACUGAAGAGGUGUUCAUUUAUACACCUCUGCUUAGCUACCUGAGACUUUACGACAACCCAUGGCACUGUAUUUGUGAGAUAGAAACCCUCGUCUCAAUGUUGCAGAUUCCAAGGAAUCGGAAUCUGGGGAACUAUGCCAAGUGCAAAAGCCCACAAGAACUAAAAAAUAAAAAACUGAUGCAGCUAAAGUCUGAAGAAUUAUGUAAUGAAGAAGAAAAGGAACAACUGGACCCAAAAUCCCAAGUCUCAGGGAGGCCCCCAGUCAUCAGGCCUGAAGCAGACUCGACCCUGUGCCACAACUAUGUGUUUCCCAUACAGACACUGGAUUGCAAAAAGAAAGAGCUGAAGAAAGUUCCUAACAACAUUCCUCCAGAUAUUGUUAAACUUGAUUUGUCUUACAAUAAAAUCAAGCAACUUCGACCCAAGGAAUUUGAAGAUGUUCAUGAGCUAAAGAAAUUAAACCUCUGCAGCAAUGGCAUUGAAUUCAUAGAUCCUGCUGCUUUUUCAGGGCUGACACAUUUGGAAGAGCUAGAUUUAUCAAACAACAGUCUGCAAAAUUUCGACUAUGGAGUGUUAGAAGACUUGUAUUUUUUGAAACUUUUAUGGCUCAGAGAUAACCCUUGGAGAUGUGACUACAACAUCCACUACCUCUAUUACUGGCUAAAACACCACUACAAUGUCCAUUAUAGUGGUCUGGAAUGCAAAAUGCCGGAGGAAUACAAAGGAUGGUCUGUGGGCAAGUACGUUCGGAGUUACUAUGAAGAAUGUCCCAAAGACAAGUUACCAGCAUACCCUGAGGCAUUUGACCAGGAUACAGAUGAUUAUGAAUGGGAAAAAAUAAGUAAGGAUCACACAGCCAAGAAGCAAAGUGUGCGCAUCACCAUAGUGGGAUAAUUUAGCAACAGUUCUAAUUGCAACUAGUUUGGGACUUGCUAUGUUGGUGUCAGAAAACUGUGUGUUUACAUUUUGAUUGACUGUGUUGCCUAUUUAUGCAGAGUUACCCAGCUAUGAGAGGCUUGUUUCUAAUUGUUUUGUGUGUAAUCAAGAAAAUGCUGUCAUCUUGCUUGCCUGUCGUCUCAAGCCAUCUGGAGACACACAAUCCCACACUGGUAACCUGAAGCUGGGUCCUAAAGAUGGCAUUCUAAUUUUGAAAUGUUCUGUAUAAACACUUUUUAAAACUGCUUUUUGAAAACAAUAAAACCUUGAUUCAUUUA